Melanotaenia boesemani (Boeseman's rainbowfish) is the source of this 4229-nucleotide messenger RNA. It is a transcript of the gene nrarpa, whose product is annotated as NOTCH regulated ankyrin repeat protein a. The transcript has 2 exons. The record is from RefSeq and is a predicted model, not a curated record. Gene Ontology annotation, cellular component: cytoplasm. Gene Ontology annotation, molecular function: protein binding; phosphatase regulator activity; enzyme inhibitor activity. Lineage: Eukaryota; Metazoa; Chordata; Actinopteri; Atheriniformes; Melanotaeniidae. Bases 665 to 1003 code for a protein of 112 amino acids.
CAUGCCACCACAGUUGAUUCUUUGGGAAGGCAUUGUCAUGCAAAUAAAGGACGCGUAAAAUAUUUCCCCGGAGCGCAGAGCAGGGCAGAGACUCAUACGGACCGCAAGGAGGGCAACACGGUGGCUUUCUAUCAUUUGCGUCGCCACGGACCCGUCCAUCUGUCACAGACACCCUGGCCACAUGAGCAGCGACAUACAGCCAGGUCGCAGGUUGGACUGCUGAAGGAAAAAACCGACGGGGAUCCAACAACGAGGAGGCUGCCCUGUGGAGAUAGUGGUCAUACUUCCAGUCUCACUUAGUGAAGUCUGAGGUGUCUUCUCUUCAUCCCCUUGCGCGGGUUACCUGCUGCUGCUACAGAAGGGGGACCCCUGGAUCUCUUGAGAGUACCCUUUUUAUGUUUUAGGGGAUUUAGGAUUUUUCUAAUAUUAACAUUUUUGCACACCAAGUGUGUCAUUUUCUCUAUUGUCCUUUUUGGGAUAUAUACAGUGAUCCUCUUUUUUUCCGUUUUAGAACUAUAAAGUGCCUUAAUAGCUGGUCAUAAUCCAGUGUAACUGUGGCAUUGUUACCUGACCAGAGACGCUCAACAGGGAGAAGACGAAUCUAUUAUCGGCUUUAGAGCCCAGGCAGGAUUACGUGUUCUCCACCCUCCAGCGAGCUGCAACCAUGAGCCAGGCGGACGUGUCGACUUGCUCUGCACCGCAGAGGGUUUUCCAGGAGGCAGUAAAGAAAGGCAACACGAAGGAGCUGCACUCAUUGUUGCAGAAUAUGACAAACUGCGAAUUCAACGUCAACUCCUUCGGACCAGAAGGACAGACAGCUCUCCACCAAUCCGUCAUUGACGGCAACCUGGAGCUGGUAAAACUACUGGUGAAGUUUGGUGCAGAUAUCCGGCUGGCCAACAGGGAAGGGUGGAGCGCUUUACACAUCGCCGCCUUCGGGGGCCACCAAGACAUAGUGCUAUACCUCAUCACCAAGGCCAAGUAUUCUUCUGGCGCCCGGUGAUCUGUCUCUGCUGUCAGGUAAAAAAAGAAAAAAGAAAGAAAGAAAAAAAAUCAAAUAAAAAAAAUCAAAUAAAAUAAAAAAAUAGAAAGAAAGUAGAAAAUUUGAAGAAGAAGAAGAAAAAAAACAAACAUCAAUAACAAAUUCCAUUUUAAACUGCAACACAAUACACGGAAAAGCCAGGCUCUUUUAAAGGCAAAAAGACUGUCAUUAAUUACAUAGUUGUGCCAAAUUAUAUUAAAAAGGAAAUAAAACAGGCCUGCACAGUAAUCUUGUCUCACUGUAAACCAAACGGGAACCUUUCUGCACUCCUGAGUGAAGCACCGCAUGGUUCACUGCAGCGUUUCAGCACGAAUCUUUCACACACAGAGAAAAAGAUGUCGUUUUUGAAAAGCAUCCAAUUUCGGUGAGUUUGUUGGUACUAAAGCUUUCUUCUUGAAUGUUCACAUAAGAUCCCAUUCUAAAAGAAACCAGUCUGUAUUUAUCACAUCGUGUGUGUGUUUGGACUCCAGAGUGCAGAUGGCUCAGUUUUUCUGUCCCUGACCUCCCAUUCUCGGUUCAGCUGACUAGUUUCUUUGUGGGAAUACAGAUCUGACCUGUUGCUCCUCUACUGUUCUGUUAUAACCCUUUUUUAAGAAAAAUAAAAAAUAAAAUAAAAAAUAAGUUAUUUUAUGUGAAACAUGGCACUUGAUGCUACAUGGCUGCAUGCUGGAAUAUCUGAAAGGGAAGACGCAUGAACAAGAGAAGAAGGGUUGCCCUCUGUUGGUUACCAGAGGUCUAUUUUCUUAAAUAAAUGUAAUUUUCUUAACUCAAAGGGCGACAACAUGGCUAUCCAAUACAUUUUUAGACAUGUAAUCAUUAUGUAACAACUGAUUCCAUCAUUGGUGUGAAGUACUGUACACAAAUAGCUUUACUUUGUUUUUAAAGGACAAAAGAGAGAGAGAGAGACAGUAUCUGAAUGAGUUCUGCAAGCAGAAAUUGCCAUAUGCUGGCGUCCAACUUUUCAGGCCAGUGCGACCACUUUGCCAGUGGUCAUUGUGUUAUUAAAUCCGCUGCUUUCGCUUUGUAUCAAAUAAAAUUGGAAUUCACUUUAUAAUCUCCUUUCAGUAUUCUAUUAACAUCCUAGUCAUCACUGUGAAAGCAGGCUGGGUUUUAUUCUUUUAAUUUAUGAAGGUACAUUGAAAAGAUGCAUUUUUGAUUAUGUUGUGGUUCUUCUAAAAAGAAAAUCUGCAGUGUAAGAAUAUCAUGAGUGACUCAAGCUGCUUCAGACUCUUAAGUGUAAACUGCCCCAUGUGGAGGUAGACCUGCCCCCCCUCCCUACCCAACAUAACCCUAGAUACCCCCACCGCUUUAGCCUGUCGACCCUCAAGAGGACUCUCUCCUCCUCCCCCUCCUCCUCUUCGAGUUUAAAUGACUUUCGUUUGGUUGCCUUUUUCCCAGCUACCUCGACUUUUAAGUAUUCUCAUGUUGCUCCGCUUUCUCACCUCUCUGCCACAUUGCAUUUUGAGUCUGAAUAGAGAGAUUCACAGUUUUUGUCUGUGAACCUCCUGCAUGCUAGUAUGUCUCUGCUAUGUAGUCUAACAGACAGAUGGACUUUCAGUGCAGAAGAUGCAAUCAACCCAUUUCUGCAUCCUCAGUUGGGACAGUUUAUUUUUACACUACAACCAAACCAGUGCUGACAAGCAAAACAUAAUCUUGUCUUCCUGCAAAGGAGUCUGUCUUUUCUCCCUAGUGCAUGUUUCUAAACCCCAACCUUUCUCCCUCUGUGUCCUCAUUAGCCUUUUAUUUUUCUAUAUUUGUUCACUCGUUCAUAAAUGGAAAUGUCUCGCAUGACUUAUUAAAGCAGGGAGUUAUAUUGCACAAAAAUACGGAGCCUUGUGCGCCCCUAGUGUUCACACGGGGUAAUUUCAGGAGCCAAGGCUUUGGAAUAGUUACUACUACUGAGCAGGACCCUCAUACUGUUGGACGAUGAAGACUUAAGAAAAACAACAACACAUGACUGUUGCAGGAUGUCACACAACAAAAGGAAAAUUAGGUCUCAUAAACUUGCCUGCUGCAUAUUUGAAAGUCAUGGCACCAUAACAUUUGUAACAAUGCUGCUUGUUUGUUCCUUUUUUCUUGUUAAUGUUAAUUUUUUGUUUCUUUUAUAUAUAUAUAUUUUAAAAUCUGACUGCUAAAUUGGCCAACAGUUGUGUAGAAGCUUCAAGCAACACUGGUUCAACUCAUGAGAAGCUAUUGAGAAAGUGUUUUUGUUUUCUUUUUGUUAAAGGACUGAUGUGUGUUUGUAUGUUUAUGUUAUUGUGCACUUCUCAUGAGGCCUGUGUCAAACAGAAUGAGAACUUCCCAACCUGGACCCACCAUAAUUAUCCCAAAACCAUAGUCCAACCACAUCUGGUUUAGUUUGGUAACAGGCAACACAUGAAAUAUGCAUCGCUUGUUUAAAACUUGAUUCUUUUUUUUUUCUUUUUUUUUUGAAUAUUGCACUGAUGACUGUUGUUGAAAAGUUGGCUUUUAUGUGUCAACAUUAAUUUUUUUCUGAAUAGAAAAAAACAAACACAACAAAAUACUAUUGUAUAAAUAUAUGCUCCAGGUGAUAAUGUCCUAAUGUGUGUAUUACUUUGUGGAAAAGAAAACAAACUGUUUUUCAACAAAGAUGCGUGUAUAUCUGUGAUUGGGUGUAUGUAUAUAUACAUAUGGAUAUAUAUAUCAAUGCUGAUGAUGAUAUCUUGGGGCACUUUCUUUUCUGAAGUGCUGUCUUCCUGUUUUGUUUUUUAAAGGGGAAUAAUACAUUUGAUGGUAAGAUCAUUGUAACAUGAUUAAGAGAAUUGCACGGUUGUGCAGUUAUUUGGCUUACCAGGUCAUAACAUUUAUGACGUAAGGAGCCAGCUGCCGGAUUGAUGUACAUGAGUGAGAUAAUUUUUUUUCUAUAAAAAAUUAAGAAAAGAAAAAAAAGGGCAGACAAAGAAAUGAGAAGAGAAAAAGUGCUGACUUCUUUGGGCCAACUUGUGUUUCUGGUCUUUCUUCAUUUCAAGUGAGAGGAAACAUGAAUUUUUAAUGAGUGAUGCAGAUGUUCCAUCUUGUCUGAUAUUUGUUUUUUGUUUUUGUUUGUAUUCUUUAUUUUUGAACAUUUGUAACACUGUGAUGAUGACGUCAUGUCACGUGGAGAUGAGUGCUGUAUUAUUUUUGUACGUUUGUGUACAAGCCAGUAAAAAAAUCAUUAAACUCAAAA